CUCAGCCCGCAGUGGCUCUGGCGUCGCAAGGCCUGCGGCGGCGGCGGCGGCGGCAACGGGACGGGGGCGCGGACGGCACGAGCGAUGGCGCCCCAUCUGGUGCAGCCGGGGGGCCGCUUCUGGCGGCAGGCGGCGCGCACGCUGGCAGCCUCUGUGAGGCCCAGGACGUGGGCAGGGACUCCCAGGGUGCCCAGGCUGGGCAGCCCGCUGGGAGCCGCGGCCACCAGCCCCUGGGUCUGCAGAGGCCGCUCUUCCACGUCCGCGCGUGCCCCGGAGGUGAUGCUGACCCGGGAGCGCUACCCCGUGCGGCGGCUGCCAUUCUCCGUGGUGUCCGGGGAAGACCUGGCAGCCUUUGAGCGCAUCGUCCCCGGGAGGGUCAUCACAGACCCAGAGGUGCUGGAGGCUUCGAACGUGGACUGGCUUCGAACUGUCCGAGGGAGCAGCGCGGUGCUGCUGAAGCCACGGACAUCAGAGGAGGUGGCCCACAUCCUCAGGUACUGCCACGAGAGGAACCUGGCCGUGAACCCGCAGGGGGGAAACACGGGCAUGGUGGGGGGCAGCGUGCCCGUCUUCGAUGAGAUCAUCUUGUCCACCGCCCUGAUGAACCAGGUCAUCAGCUUCCACGAUGUGUCCGGGACUCUGGUGUGCCAGGCGGGCUGCGUCCUGGAGGAGCUGAGCCGCCAUGUGGAGGAGAGGGGCUUCGUCAUGCCCCUGGACCUGGGGGCCAAGGGCAGCUGCCACAUCGGGGGAAACGUGGCCACCAACGCAGGCGGCCUACGGUUUCUGCGCUACGGCUCGCUUCACGGGACCGUCCUGGGUCUGGAAGUGGUGCUGGCAGACGGCACCUUCCUCAACUGCCUGAGCGCCCUGCGCAAGGACAACACGGGCUACGACCUGAAGCAGCUCUUCAUCGGGUCGGAGGGCACACUGGGCGUCAUCACGGCCGUGUCCAUCUUGUGUCCGCCCAAGCCCAGGGCUGUGAGCGUGGCUUUCCUGGGUUGUCCAGGCUUCCCUGAGGUUCUGCAGACCUUCAGCACCUGCAAGGGGCUGCUGGGUGAGAUCCUGUCUGCGUACGAGUUCAUGGACGCCGAGUGCAUGAGGCUGGUCAGGCACCACCUGCGCCUCACCAGCCCGGUGCAAGAAAGUCCCUUCUAUGUCCUGGUCGAGACCUCAGGCUCCAGAGCAGGGCAUGAUGCUGAGAAGCUGAAUGACUUCCUGGAGCAGGUGCUGCACUCCGGCCUGGUGAUGGAUGGGACCGUGGCCACGGACCACACGAAGGUCAAGGCGCUGUGGGCCCUGAGGGAGAGGAUCUCGGAGGCGCUGAGCCGGGACGGCUACGUGUACAAGUAUGACCUCUCCCUGCCCACCGAGAGGCUCUACGACCUCGUGACCGACCUGCGUGCCCGCCUCGGCCCACAGGCCAAGCAUGUGGUGGGCUACGGCCACCUGGGGGACGGUAACCUGCACCUCAAUGUCACAUCAGAGGCCUUCAGCCCGUCGCUGCUGGGCGCCCUGGAGCCCUACGUGUACGAGUGGACAGCCGGGCAGCGGGGCAGCGUCAGCGCCGAACACGGCCUGGGCUUCAAGAAGAGGGACGUCCUUGGCUACAGCAAGCCGCCCGAGGCCUUGCGGCUCAUGCAGCAGCUCAAGGCGCUCCUGGACCCCAAGGGCAUCCUGAACCCCUACAAGACGCUGCCCUCCCAGGCCUGAUGGGCCCAGUGGGAGAUGGGGGAGGGGCCGUGGUCCUGUCCUGGUUUUGCUGUCACGGUGGGCGUACAGGGCUGGCCCGGGGGGCCUCCGUCCAGCAGAGCAGCGGCAGGCACUGUGGCCCAGCCACCGGCCCUCAGGCAGAACCCCUCCUGGCUCCCUACCCGCCCUCCAGCUCCCUGCAGGUUCCGGGGGGUAGGCUCCUGCCGCACGUGCUGGGCAGGCCGUUGGGCAAGCAGUUCUGCCCACUCAGGAGACCGGCUGCAGCCGUGGGAGAGGAUGUGGGUGGUCCUGUCCCCCGUGGGGCGUGAGCCCCCAGCAGAGGUGAUGAGCUCCGUGGGAUAGUGUGGGGUCCGUCCCCAGUCACGGGGUCACCUUUUAACCAGAGUGACAGGAAUGGUCUCUACCCUGGAAGGCAUCAUUCCCCCAUUUUCUAGAAGGUCUGUGCAUUGGCAAGACCAUUGUCAGAGGUUAGUUGUUAGUUUUUCAUCUCAGUGGUUUGCUGUGUCGUGUCCAGAAAGAUGGUCUGCUCUUCGCAUCAAAGAUCAGUGCGACCUGGGCGUGCACGAGGGCGUAGGCUCUGUGCACAUUGCUUCCAUCACCCUGGCCUGCUACUUCCUGUCGCCCUGGGGCCUCCGGGGGCUGUGGAGUCUGAAGGUUGGAUGUGUUUUCACUUCCUGGCCGUUGUGAACUUCCAGUAAAAAUGGGAAUUAAUCACGA
Messenger RNA from Hyaena hyaena (striped hyena), 2427 nucleotides. RefSeq names its product D-2-hydroxyglutarate dehydrogenase (gene D2HGDH). Gene Ontology annotation, cellular component: mitochondrion. NCBI's taxonomy places the organism in Eukaryota, Metazoa, Chordata, Mammalia, Carnivora, Hyaenidae. The transcript has 10 exons. The coding region runs from base 85 to 1710 and encodes 541 amino acids. Gene Ontology annotation, molecular function: FAD binding; catalytic activity. The record is from RefSeq and is a predicted model, not a curated record.